AUGAUUCUUCACCGAAAUUUCAAUAUUAUUAUUAUUUUAAGUAUUAUCUUUUCAUUUAGUUAUGGCUUUGAACAAAAUUAUGAAGUUGUUCAUCAAAAAAGGGUAUUAACAGAAGGACAAAAAAUAGCAUUAAGAAAUAGACAAUUUGUAAUUAAUUAUUAUAAAAAUUUAGCAAAAGAACAAAUGAAGAAAAGAAAAAUUAUUAAAUAUGAUUCACCGUCAUAUGAUGAUAUUGCUGAUAAACAAAGAAAUGAAUUAAGUAAUAUUUAUAAUGAAAUUCUUCAAAAGAAAUUAAGAGAAAAAGCAAGAAUAGAAGUUAUGAAAGAAAUAAAAGCAAAAGAAACAAAAACAGAACAAGAAUUAUUUGAGAAGUUUAAAGAAGAAGAACGUCAAAAAAUUCUCAAAAAUAAACAAAAAAGACUUCAAAUAGAACUUAUGAAAAGAAAAGAAGAAGAAAAAAAAUUAAGAAUUAAAAAAGAACGUCAAAGAAAGGAACAAGAAUUACAACGUUUAGAACAAGAAAGAAAUUUAAUGUUUAAAAAUCAACUUAGAAGAAUGUUACUAAAAAGAAAGAAAGAUUAUGAUAAAUACUCUCGUGAAGCAGAAAAAAGAAAAGAAAUAGAAAAAAAUCAAAGAAUCAAAGCUGCUCAUGAAAGAAAAGAAUUUGAAAGAAAACGUUUUGCAGAAAUGCAAAAAAUUCAAUUAGAAUCUCAAAACCAAGAAGAUUCAAAAAAAAAUAGAAAUGAAUUACAAAAAGAAUUAUCUAAAUUUAAAGAUAUGCUAAAGGGACGUAUUUAG
Molecule: messenger RNA, 798 nt
Organism: Entamoeba dispar SAW760
Lineage: Eukaryota; Evosea; Mastigamoebida; Endamoebidae
Exons: 1
Coding region: 1-798 (265 amino acids)
Source: RefSeq, a predicted model, not a curated record